Molecule: messenger RNA, 518 nt
Organism: Laccaria bicolor S238N-H82
Lineage: Eukaryota; Fungi; Basidiomycota; Agaricomycetes; Agaricales; Hydnangiaceae
Product: histone H4
Exons: 4
Coding region: 90-401 (103 amino acids)
Biological process (GO): nucleosome assembly
Cellular component (GO): nucleosome
Molecular function (GO): structural constituent of chromatin; protein heterodimerization activity; DNA binding
Source: RefSeq, a predicted model, not a curated record
AUCAUCAUCUCCACCAACUUAGCGCCGUCCCCGUCAUUGUCACCGUUACCAAACUUCACAUCCCUAACAACACUUAACACUCACACACGAUGUCUGGACGCGGAAAAGGUGGCAAGGGUCUCGGUAAAGGUGGUGCCAAACGUCAUCGCAAGAUUCUUCGUGACAACAUUCAAGGUAUCACCAAGCCCGCCAUCCGUCGUCUCGCUCGCCGUGGUGGCGUGAAGCGUAUCUCAGGCCUCAUCUACGAGGAAACACGUGGUGUCCUCAAGAUCUUCCUCGAGAAUGUCAUCCGGGACUCCGUCACCUAUACUGAGCAUGCAAAGCGAAAAACCGUCACUGCUUUGGACGUUGUGUACGCCCUCAAGCGGUCAGGCCGCACUCUCUAUGGGUUUGGUGCUUAGACUGACUUCUUCAUCGGUGUACUAUUUAUUACCUUGCUGGACUGCAUUUUCGUUAUCCUUUUCUUAACAUGUACUAUCUGUAUGACUAUUGAGACAAUCUAAACGCUAUGUUAAUCU